CCUGCAGCCUCUCCUCUCCUCACACUCCAACCCUGCUCAUCUCUCAGCUGGACAGUAAGGGCCGUUCACACCACACACUGACAACAUGCUGGGGACACUCUGUACUCUCAUCACUGCUCUAACAUGUGUCAGUGGUGUGACUGUGGUGACACAGAAGCCUCCUGUUGUGACAGUGAGGAAAGGAGAGACAGCCACUAUGGACUGUAACCUGGGGACUGUUAAUAAUAUUGCUCGUUGGUAUAAACAGGUUCCAGGAGGAGUCCCUCAGUACAUGUUAAGGUGGUACCACACUGGUUGGAGAUCUGUAGAAUAUGGUUCUGGUUUCUCCUCUCCUAAAUUCACAUCUAAUCAUCAGUCUAAAUCAGAUUAUCGUUUGAUUAUUAACAAUGUGGAGGAGGCAGACUCAGCAGUGUAUUACUGUCAGACACAUGAUGGCAAUGAGCACGUAUUCGGACAAGGAACCAAGCUCAUUGUCAGUAACUCUACCCUCCCUCCGCCUGUCUUGACCAUCCUCCCUCCGUCCAGCGAUGAGUUGAAGUCCAACAAAGUCACCCUGGUGUGUCUGGCCAGUCAGAUGGCCAUGGGCUACGCCGAUGUCAGCUGGACCGCUGGCGGGAAUCCGGUCACCGGCGUCAUCGCUACGAGUGGGCCGGUGCCGCAAGCCGACAAGACGUUCCAACUCAGUAGUUGUCUGACCGUUGACACGUCAGAAUGGAACCAGGACAAAGUGUUCUCAUGUAAAGUCACCGUGGGCUCCAAGUUCGCUGAGAAAGGCAUCAAGAAGUCUGAAUGCAGCCUUGAGUAGCCUGAGAAUCAUUGUAAUGUCAAUUUGAUAUUCUACAUCACUUUUCAAGAUAUUGUUAACGCAUUAGAAGUUUAACCUACAUAUAUACAUUAUGUUCCAUUAAAGAGAGAAAUAUCCACUAAUACUGAUAUCGUAGGCUAUAUGAUAAGUAUACUUUUUAUAUUUGAAAUUGGUUGAUUUGCAGAUGUAUAAUAGAGGAAUAGUUAGAGCUUUGUUGUAUUGUGGAUAUUCUAUAAAGAGCAUUAUAAAGAACAAGUGUUUGUAUUUGAUCAUGUUGAUGAGCAUCAGUGUUAGCAGCACUAAAUGAGGGUGAAUUUAACUGAACUCAAAUAGAGCAGCCUGCUCUCUGACUUUAGACCAGCUACAGAAAUAGUUGAUCCAGAUAUCCAGGAUGUAGAGCAGGUUUACUGUAAUGUUAAUGAAUAACCAGAGAUGGACCAGAGGUUUAGUUUAAAUUAAAACUUCACAUUGUUGAGAACCUUCAUUAGUGUGAUAUGAUUGUUUUAUAAACUGGGUUGUUCGAGCCCUGAAUGCUGAUUGGCUGACAGCCGUGGUAUACUGUAUCAGACCGAAUACCAGAACAUUUAUUUGUACUGCUUUAAUUACGUUGGUAACCCGUUUAUAAUCCCAUUAAGGCACCUCGGGGGUUUGUGGUAUAUGGCCAAUAUACUACGGCUAAGGGCUGAAGCCAGGCACUCCACAUUGCGUUUUGCUUUAGAACAGCCCUUAGCCGUGGUAUAUUGGCCAUAUACCACACCCCCUCAGGACCUUAUUGCUUAAUUAUAAUAUAAUUCUGAAAUACCUAUUUAAUUAUCAUCCAUAUCUAUCUAAAGAGAACUGUUGAUAUGUAAAGAAAGCAUGUGAUUGGGGAUCACAUUAUUUCCUGUACAAUAUUUGCUUGUACUAUUUCACUGUAUGAUGAAUUAAAACAACAGUACAAUGACA
Salmo salar (Atlantic salmon) is the source of this 1750-nucleotide messenger RNA. The record is from RefSeq and is a predicted model, not a curated record. NCBI's taxonomy places the organism in Eukaryota, Metazoa, Chordata, Actinopteri, Salmoniformes, Salmonidae.